Fraxinus pennsylvanica is the source of this 1359-nucleotide messenger RNA. NCBI's taxonomy places the organism in Eukaryota, Viridiplantae, Streptophyta, Magnoliopsida, Lamiales, Oleaceae. The record is from the annotation of a GenBank genome assembly.
AUGGAUCCUGAAGAGAGGCUAUGUGCAGAUUUAUCAUUUCUUGAUCAUGGAAUGAGGAUUGAGCAAAAAAUCUCUGAUUUUAAUCCACCAGCUGAAACUCAAUCUUCCUUUGCCUGUAAUUUCGAUAACCAAGCUGGAAUCACCAGUCAAAAAGAUUAUCAGAUGAAUGUGGCUCAAGAAUCAAACAGAAUUCAAGAUUGGGAUCCAAGAAGUACGCUAAGCAGUCUUUCAUUCCUCGAGAAGAAGAUUCAUCACCUUCAGGAUUUGAUACAGUAUAUUACUGGCCGAAGAGGUCAAUUUACGGGUCAAUCAGAUGAACUCUUGGUUCAGCAGCAGAUGCUUAUCACUGCUGAUCUCACUUCGAUUAUAGUUCAAGUAAUGUCAACUGCUGGGAGUCUUCUUCCGUCUGUGGAUUGUAGUCAUGUAGCGAAUCCAUCACCAUCAGCCGGAGUUUCUCAAAAUGUUGUGCUCCCGGAGAAUUACAGUUUGAACAAGGUGGAAGAUCUAACAGGUUAUGAAAACUGUACUGUAGAAGAUCAUGAACUGAAAAGUGAAGAUGAUCCUGAUGAAGGAGAAAACCUACCACCGGGAUCAUACGAAAUUUUGCAACUUGAGAAGGAUGAAAUCCUUGCGCCCCACACCCAUUUUUGCACGAUAUGUGGAAAAGGAUUUAAGCGGGAUGCUAAUCUACGUAUGCACAUGAGAGGUCAUGGGGACGAGUACAAAACUCCGGCAGCUCUUGCAAAGCCAAACAAGGAAUCCGGCUCUGAGUCGAUUCUCGUGAAGAGAUAUUCAUGCCCUUUUGUCGGCUGCAAGCGGAACAAGGACCAUAAACGUUUUCAGCCUCUGAAGACGAUUUUGUGUAUGAAAAACCAUUACAAGAGGACGCAUUGCGACAAAACUUAUAUGUGCAGUCGAUGCAAUGUGAAGAAAUUCUCAGUCAUUGCUGAUCUCAAAACACACGAAAAGCAUUGUGGCAAAGAUAAAUGGCUGUGCUCUUGUGGGACAAGCUUCUCAAGGAAAGAUAAGCUUUUCGGUCAUAUUGCGCUUUUCCAAGGCCAUACUCCGGCUAUUCCUGUGGAUGAAGCUAAAGCCUCGGUCGGGCCAUCUGAUCAAGGACAAAUUAGUGAAGCAACGACCAAGAUUGAAUCAAAAGAUUUCAACUUUAAGUCAAAUGUUGUGGAAGUAAAAGGGUCUGGAAAUGAUCCUACAAACUGUUUCUCACCUUUAGACUUUGGUGACAGUAAUGCAGGCGAGUUUCAUGAAUUUCCUCGACCACCGUUUGAAGAUUCUGAGAGUUCAUUCUCUUUUCUAUUUUCGGGUUCAUGUGAUUACUCUUCGAAGAACGGAAGAUAUUGA